GGUUAGCUGCUGCGUUAGCUAGCAAGUAGUUUCAAACGCCGGGUAAAGUUUAAGUACAUAACAUCUACUUUAAAGUCGUUCAUUACAUAAACAAUGGACUCAAACUCGUUGUCCUAUUCUUUGGAGCUCGUUGCCGGUAGCGGGUACACUUUAAACGUUGAGCAAAGAACCGCUCUGCAGACCUCGUUGGUGCUCCUGAAGAAGAACUACAAGUUCCAUCGAGUCUUGUUUUGGGGCAAAAUAUUUGGAGUAAAGGAGGAUUAUUUUAUCGCUCAGGGGAGAGGAGAAGAUGAGAUGCAGGAUAAAAAGAAUCUCUAUAGCUUCAACUGCAUGGACUGGUUCCUGCUCCCCCCUGCCACAGACUCUAUGGUCGAGGAAGUGUCCACGGCUGCAAAGGGUCACUUCAUAGGAGACCCCUCAUAUGUGUAUGAGCGUGUUGAGAUCCGCAGGCAGGGAGAGAAGGAUGAGGAGAGGGUAGUGACCAAAGUCAAUGAGGAGAGCAGGCUGGCAGUAGCAGUUCAUCAGAUCGAUGACGAAGUGUCUGUGGUGCCACGUGGUGCCUUCGUCAAGAGUCCACAUGGCCUUGUCCAGAUCAACCGCAGCUUUGGUGGUCUGUCUUUCUCAGAAGCGGGGAAGCUUGACAACUUCCUUCAUUUCCGCAGACCGAAGAAUCUGAAGAAGAAAUCCAUCCUUGAAAUUGGUGAUUUGAACCCAGCUAUUGACUUCUUGGAUGUAGUGAAUGAUGACAUUCCUAAAGGAUCAUGGAGUCUUCAGUUUGAAUGUGCUAGCACAGUGUGCGUGCUUCGCAGCCUGUUGUGGCUUGGCCUGACCUUCUAUCAUGUGCCAAUGACACCACAGCAUGGAUACAUCUAUUUUGGCAAUGGGACCAAGAAUUUGGAUCUUCCUUUCAUGCUAUAAAAAGAGAUCUUACACCUAUUUCAAGCUACCAUUUCCUCAUGUUUCUCUGUUAACCAC
Chelmon rostratus (copperband butterflyfish) is the source of this 975-nucleotide messenger RNA. It is a transcript of the gene rsph9, whose product is annotated as radial spoke head component 9. The transcript has 5 exons. Lineage: Eukaryota; Metazoa; Chordata; Actinopteri; Chaetodontiformes; Chaetodontidae. Bases 94 to 918 code for a protein of 274 amino acids. Gene Ontology annotation, biological process: axoneme assembly; cilium movement involved in cell motility; motile cilium assembly. Gene Ontology annotation, cellular component: radial spoke; axoneme. The record is from RefSeq and is a predicted model, not a curated record.